This is a messenger RNA of Eimeria necatrix, 1113 nucleotides long. RefSeq lists its product as hypothetical. The transcript is spliced from 6 exons. Lineage: Eukaryota; Apicomplexa; Conoidasida; Eucoccidiorida; Eimeriidae. The coding region runs from base 1 to 1113 and encodes 370 amino acids. The record is from RefSeq and is a predicted model, not a curated record.
AUGGGGGCCCCCCAUUACUAUUUGAGUGGGCUUUCUGCAGAGUUGGCCGUUGCAGAGGUUCAAGGGGGCCCCCCGGGGGGCCCCCAGGGGCCCCCGGCGUCGCUGGGGUCCGGGGAGGCCCCACUGGCCGCUGCAGCAGCAGCAGCAGCAGCAGCAGCGCCAGCAGCAGCAGCAGCAGCAGACAUCGAAUACAGAAUCAACAGAGACGAACUUGAGGGCCUCACCAACUGGUCAACCAGCACUGGGGGCCCCUCUCAUGAGGGGCCCCCCAGCGAUGGUACCAGCAACCGCAGCUGGGGGCCCCCCAGUGAGGAGGAGGUGCCCUCGGGGGGCCCCCCGGGGGCCCCCCCGGGGGCCCUCGCUUACCCAGAAGCCCCGGGGAGCUCGGCCCUAGGGGCCCCCCGAGUUAGCCUUUUGAAGAGUCGCAUCGGGGGCCCCUUGGGGGCCCCCAUGGGGGCCCCCGAAGCCACGAAGGCCCCGGAAAGGGGCCCCGAGCCUGGGAAAGCCACAGGUGAGGGCCCCCUGGGGGGCCCCCUGGGGGGCCCCCUGGGGGGCCUGGGGGGCCCCCUGGGGGGCCCCCAGAGCUUUAAGGGGGGCCCCCAGACCCCGGGGACCUCGCGGCGCCCCUGCAGACACACUUCGCUGCGGCUGCAUGCAGCAACAGCAGCAAACGAAAAGGCGGGCCGUGCUGCUGUUGCUGCGCUGCUGCGGCUGCUGCUGCGGGUUUUGGGGCUUGCUGCACUUGUGGGGGUUUUCUCCCUCAUAGUCAAGAACAACGAGAAGCCGAUCAAUGAUCCUGUUCUCCUGCUUUGGAACCAGCUAAUUAACGGAGGCUACGUGUUGCGGUUCGAGUACAUGGGCGUUAAUCUAGUCUCCAACGUUGCUCGUUAUCCAUUUCCUCCCGGGAAUAUCACUGUGGAGGAAUUCAAUGCAGUUGCGAAUGAGAUUGCCCAAAGACUGGAUGCAUAUGUGGCGAAGACGCCCUACGAACGAAGCAAAUCUGCCUUCACCGUAUUUGGGCCCCGCGGAUCUCUAGAUAGGAUAACUGUGUAUGAAGAGGCACGGCGUUUAGAUAGGAUGGGUAUGUAUGGAGGUGCACAUCGUUUUCAAUGA